AUGCCCAACGUCGCUCCCACUCAAAAAGCCUCCGACGCGGCAGCUCACGCAGAGUCCUCGCAGCAGGCAGUGUCCUUGUCUCAUUUCCGCCUGCCUAGCUACCGCUCCUCCUACCUCGAGAGGUUCCAUCCAUAUGUCAGAACCAGGGCGCGAAGGAAGGUAGACCUGAUGCAAACGGUCGAUUAUCGCUAUGACCAUGGGGUGCCAUACAGGCCCAGUUUUGCGCUGUCAGUUGUUGAAGAGGAGGACGAGGAAGUUGUCAACAACCUGGCGGCGCUCGUUCCUGCGGCGGAGGGACAGGAGAGUGUUCAGCGUCACAACAAACUGAGGCGUCUUGGUAUAGUUGAGCUUGUCAUAGAUCUGGCGCUGGCGAUGCGUCGCAGAUUCCGCAAGUCUUGA
Messenger RNA from Fibroporia radiculosa, 399 nucleotides. RefSeq lists its product as uncharacterized. The record is from RefSeq and is a predicted model, not a curated record. Bases 1 to 399 code for a protein of 132 amino acids. The transcript has 4 exons. NCBI's taxonomy places the organism in Eukaryota, Fungi, Basidiomycota, Agaricomycetes, Polyporales, Fibroporiaceae.